AUGGUACAACCAGGCUCAAAAGGAAAGGUUCUCCUCGCGUACUCUGGCGGUUUAGAUACUUCUUGUAUCCUAGUUUGGCUCAUUGAGCAAGGCUACGAUGUCGUCGCUUACCUCGCAAACGUCGGCCAAGAAGAAGAUUUCAACGCCGCAAGAGAGAAGGCGAUGAAAAUUGGCGCAAAGUCUUUCCAUUGCGAUGACCUCCGCCGCGAAUUCGUUGAAGAGCUCAUUUACCCCGCCGUUCAAGCAAACUGCAUUUACGAGGGUAUUUACCUCCUUGGUACCUCUCUUGCACGUCCUGUCAUCGCCAGAGGCAUGAUGGCUGUCGCAAAGCGCGAAGGCUGCGACUUUGUCUCUCACGGAUGCACGGGCAAAGGAAACGAUCAAGUUCGUUUCGAAUUAGCCUUCUACGGUCUCAACCCUGAGAUUACUGUUAUUGCCCCAUGGAGAAACCCUGAAUUCUACGACCGUUUCCCAGGCAGAUCCGCUCUCCUUCAAUACGCCGCAGAGAAGGGCAUUCCUGUAUCUCAAACUACCUCCAAGCCUUGGUCCACCGAUGAGAACCUCUUCCACAUUUCCUAUGAAGCUGGUAUCCUCGAGGACCCUAACACUACCCCUCCAGCUGAUAUGUGGAAGCUCACUCAAUCUCCACAAGAAGCUCCAGAGAAGCCAGAAGACAUCACUAUCGAAUUUGCGAACGGUUUGCCUGUAAAGCUUCACGUAAAGGAGACUGGCAAGACUCACACAGACAAGGUCGACGUCUUCGUCACCCUCAACGCUCUCGCCAGAAACCACGGUAUCGGUAGAAUUGAUAUCGUCGAGAACCGCUUCAUCGGUCUCAAGUCUAGAGGUUGCUACGAAUCUCCUGGUGCUACCAUCCUCAGAGCCGCGCACAUGGAUCUCGAGGGUCUCACUCUCGACAGAAACGUCAGGGCACUCAGAGAUCAAUUCAUAACCCCUCAACUCUCCAACAUUCUCUACAACGGAUACUUCUUCUCUCCAGAGCGUGACUUUGUCGUCAGCGCCAUUCCUGCCUCACAGAAGACGGUCAACGGUGAAGUCAAACUGAAGCUUUACAAGGGCAAUGUCGUUGUCUGCGGUAGAAAGUCUGAUGAGGGUCUCUAUGAUGAGUCAGCUGCUUCGAUGGAUGAACUAGGUGGCUUCUUGCCUACUGAUACCACCGGUUUCAUUGCCAUCGAGUCCAUCCGUCUCAGACAAUGGGCAAAGGCUAAGGCUGCCAAGGGUCAAUCGGGUAUUGAGCCAACCGAUGUCUACUAA
This is a messenger RNA of Wallemia ichthyophaga EXF-994, 1275 nucleotides long. Its product is annotated as Argininosuccinate synthase. Gene Ontology annotation, biological process: L-arginine biosynthetic process; urea cycle. Gene Ontology annotation, molecular function: ATP binding; argininosuccinate synthase activity. Bases 1 to 1275 code for a protein of 424 amino acids. Gene Ontology annotation, cellular component: cytoplasm. The transcript is spliced from 2 exons. The record is from RefSeq and is a predicted model, not a curated record. NCBI's taxonomy places the organism in Eukaryota, Fungi, Basidiomycota, Wallemiomycetes, Wallemiales, Wallemiaceae.